This is a messenger RNA of Cyanistes caeruleus (blue tit), 4204 nucleotides long. RefSeq names its product nyctalopin (gene NYX). Gene Ontology annotation, molecular function: protein binding. The record is from RefSeq and is a predicted model, not a curated record. Gene Ontology annotation, cellular component: plasma membrane. NCBI's taxonomy places the organism in Eukaryota, Metazoa, Chordata, Aves, Passeriformes, Paridae.
ACGAGGUCUCCAGCAGCUUCAGCUCUGUGCUGGAGGCUGCAACGUGCCCGUCUGUGGCUUUGCAAAUCUCUUUCCUCCUCUGCAAAACAGCGCGGUGCAAAGCACUGAAGUGCAAAGCUGGAGGGUUUAUUACAGCAGGUGGUGAGGAAAGGCUUAAAACCUAAAAUUCAGCUAAAAUCUGUGCUCUGUGGGUCACUCCCUGCCUUCCAGCCUGCCCCCAGCACAGCCUGCUUACACUCUGUUGGGGACAGACAAAUUUCCUGAGGUGCCAGCCAGAUGCCUGAAGACUGAGGGAAAGCCAAACCAAAAUAAACCUGAUGUAGCUGGGUGUUUUAAUUUGCAGGAAGUGCUGUGCAGCAGCAGGCUGGUUCCCAGCUGAAUCUUUCUUGCUGCAUCAAGCAUAAAUUCAUCAGGUAUUCCAUUUCCUGGGAAAAAAAAUAAUAAAGCAGAAUAAUUCACUUGGAAAUAAAGAGUGGAGCUAUUUUUCCCUCUGACAUGGUGAAUGCAAUUACCCAAGGCAUGGGAGGCUGAGAUAACUCACUUAUUCAGCCCCCACUCUCCAAAGAAACCAUCAUCAUUCUGUCAGAAAAGGCUUUAAACUCAAAUUCACAUCCUGAAUGCUAAAACAUCACCACAUACAGAAGCCAUCCUUAUGAUUUCCAUGCACCAGCUGCUGCAUCACAAGGAAAACACACUCAUAGGCCAGAAUUCAUUAUUGUCAAGGCCAUACACACAGUGCAAGCUCCCUGUGUUUGCUGACCCUUUUCCCAACGCUCUUGGUAUCUCCUUGUCCUUCAGGAGCAAUUCCUAGUGAAGCAAAGCCCACUGGCACUCUGUUAGUAGUGUCUGAGCCAUGUUGGGGCUGGGAAAAUGUGCAUGGGGGUUGAGAGUCUCAAGCUGUGUCUGUUUGGAGAGCUCAGUGCAGGCAAGCCAUAAGCCUGUGAUUGCCCCCAAAUUUAAUUCCAUUUAGGCAGCACUCUCCCACCUCUUCUGCCAUUACAUAAUGGGGAGUGAAGUAAUGACUUUCAGCAAUGCUGUUUGAGUGGCAGCAGUCCAAUCCUGGACUGUAUUUUUUUUUUUAAUGGUGGGGGGAGAGCAGGUUGGCAGAGGGGAGGAGGCAUCCGUUUGGUUCGUCUGCAAUCCCUGUUUCGCUUUGGGAGCUUUAGAGGACAGACACAUUCUUCCAUCUCCGCUAAUCCUCCUCUGAUACAGAGGAUUUUCCUGCCAUUAAAUGAUAGCUUGUGAGAAAAAAAUGCCAACUUUUCAGAGACUGGCUCGUGUGGCUAAGGGCAGCCUCAUGAGCAGGAGGGAGGACACAGCCACUGCCUGGCCAGGUAAGCCACACGUCUGGGUGAUUUCUGUUGGGAAUUUUGGUUUCCACUCUUUGAUGGUUACGCUCCUCUGUACCAGCACCUGUUUCCUGGGAGUAGAGCCAGUCUCUUACUGUUGGUGAUCCUUUCCCACCUCAGAUGACAGGAAUCUGCCUUUGGCAUGGCUUCUGGGAAGGACACGAAUGAGCUCCUGAAAAGCAGUGGCACAAAGCUGCAGGAUUCCCUGAGAAGAUCUUUUUGUGGAAAAAUGAUGCAGGGAAAUGACAGAGGAUGAAACCCAUCUCUAGUCUUCCUGUGUGCUUUUAGAUCCCUCAAGUUUGCUUGCCAGACCUGAAAUGCCUGAGAAUAAUCAAGUGAUCCUUUGGGUCCCACAGGUCCAUGGGGUGUGGGCCUGUGUGCGCUCCUGCCCUCCCAGCUGUGUGUGCACGCCGGAGAGGAGCUGCUCCGUGCUCUGUGACCGUGCUGGGCUGGGGCAGAUCCCCAGCGAGUUCCCCUGCGAAGCCUCUUCCAUCAACCUGGAUAAAAACAGCAUCAAGUUCCUGUCCGAGAGGGCCUUUGGGACACUGCCUUCCCUCAAGUCCCUGUCUCUCAACCACAACAACAUCUCCUUCAUCACUCCAGGGGCGUUCAAGGGGCUGCCCAGCCUGACGGAGCUGAAGAUGGCCCACAACGAGUACAUUCGCUAUCUCCACACUCGCACCUUCACCGCGCUCCGGCGCCUCGUGAGGCUGGACCUGGCCGACUGCAACCUCUUCAACAUCCCAGACAGGAUCUUCAUCGAGCUGCCCGCUCUGCAGGAGCUGUUCUGCUUCCAGAACAACUUCCGAAGGAUCCCAGGCGCCAUCAGGGGCAUGGAGAACUUGACCCAUGUGUACCUGGAGAGAAAUAGGAUCGAAGCGGUGGCCUAUAACUCCCUGCAGGGCCUGACUAAGCUGAAAUACCUGAAUCUGCAGGACAACAAGAUAAAUGUCAUCCAUGAGCGAGCUUUUCAGGGCUGUCAGAGGAUGGAGUACCUGUACCUGAAUGACAACUUGAUCAGUGAGCUUCCAGAAAACUCCUUUGAUGGCCUGAGGCGCCUGAAGAUGCUCAACCUGGGGGGGAAUUUUCUCAGGAACAUUUCCAACACCUGGUUCCGGGACUUGGGGGAGCUGGAGUUCCUCUACCUGGACCGCAACAGGAUCAGCUACAUCGAGGAAGGGGCUUUUGAGAAUCUCACCAGCCUGGUGGCGCUGCACUUGAACAGCAACAACCUGACCACGCUGCCCUUCUCGGUGUUCGAGCCCGUGUACUUCCUGGGGCGCCUGUACCUCUUCCGCAACCCCUGGGAGUGCGACUGCCGCAUCGAGUGGCUCAAGGAGUGGAUGGAGAACUACAGGCUCGUCAGGGAUAUUCCGUGUGCCUCCCCCUCCUCCGUGGCUGGCAUUGAUCUGACGGACGUGCUCUUCGAGAGGUCUCCCGAGGGUUACUGCCUCGACCCGGUGGAGCUGAACAUCACGUCUGAGGGGCCGGGCCCGAGCGAGGAGCCUUGGUCCACCACAGAGAGCAAGUUCAACAGCCUUAUCUCCAAACUCUUGCUCCAGAUGGGCCUUCCCGAAGAGGUGGCAAAUGCCACUGAGGUGUACAGUAACACCACGCAGCCGGAUGGACAGACUGAAGGGGUUUCUUCUGGCAUGGGGGAAGAAAGAACCAAGGCUGACUCUUCCUCCUUGUACCUCCCAGCACUUUUUACAGUGAUUGUUCUGCUGUGCAAAUAGUCCAAGGGCUGGAUGGAGCAGGGGUUCUGCUUAAGCAUUUAGACCCUGCACCUACUUAGUCAUGAGAGAAAAGUUUUACUGUGAGCCUCUGAUACAUAAUGGGCUCCAAAAUCUUCCAGGCUGGGUUUGUUGGAUCUGGUUCCAGAUUCCCCUGGGAGCUGGUGAAAUCUGAGUCCCACUCUGGGUUACAAACCUGCCCUGUGGGUGCCCCAGAGCCUCCUGGAUACUCAGAGGGAGAUGAGCAGCACUAAUACUGAAUUUUGCCUAGAGAUGUGUAAUGUUCCCUGCUGGGAAUGGAGGGAAGAAGGGUCUGUCUGUGGGGUGUUUGUUCCACCAGGCCAACUCGUGAGAGCGAGAUGUUCCGUGGUGACUCAGCUUCGUGAGAGCAAGAUGAGGCCGCAAAACCAGAGCCCUCUUCAUGUCCUGACAGACACCCACACCCACACCCACGGCAGACGCUGCUGAACAAUGGGAAACCAUUCCUGAUUUCCCCCCUUGGGUGCAGGAGGGAGCAGGGCAGUCCUGGUGACAUCCAGGGAUGCAGCACUGGGCCUCAUGGGAAGGACGAAAGUGCCUGGAGAGGCACCAGCCCCAGGCAGGUCUGGGGUGGGCACAGUAUGCUUGCAGUGACCCCAGGCAGGAUUUUGAUCCUUUCUCCCCCCCGUUAUCCUGGCACUGGUGUGGGAGAACCAGAUGGACCUGUGUUUGUCCAAACAGUCCUCUCUGAGGCAAAGCUACUUAAACUUAACCUACUUAUUCCCAUCAUUUCAAUAUGUUUAUUUUUUCAGUGAAUAUAUUGUUUCAAGGAAUAAUUUUUUUUUAUUUGUAGGUUGUUUCAUGGCAUGGCAGCAGGGGCAGAGCACAGUGAUGACAAAUGCAACCAGGCCCUAUGAAAUAAUCUGUAUUUCCACCACUAAUAUGUACCAUUUAGUGUGUCAUAUUAUGCCAUACUGAUAAUCUUCUUUUAUACAACAUUUUAAGUGUUUUAUCUUUGAAAUCUUCAGUGAAAGCUGCUAAUAUAUCUGCUAAUACCAGAAAGAAUGGUGUUUUAUGUAUCAAAACAUAUUAAUAAAAUAAUUUGAUAUUUUACUCACAAAAAUAAAUUAACUGCUCAAACCU